This is a messenger RNA of Ilex paraguariensis (yerba mate), 1281 nucleotides long. The record is from the annotation of a GenBank genome assembly. NCBI's taxonomy places the organism in Eukaryota, Viridiplantae, Streptophyta, Magnoliopsida, Aquifoliales, Aquifoliaceae.
AUGGUUGCGUGGUGGUUGUUGAAGGGUAGGGCAGGAGGUGGUAAUUCCCAUUUCAUCACUGGCGGGUUUAAUUACCAACAGACAAAGGGUCUGGUCAAUGUGAAGCUAAAAUGGGUGAAAGAUCGUGUAUUAGAUUCUGUUGUGGCUGGUGGGAGAGAGCUCAGGGCAGUUUCUCUCCUUGUUUCCAUCAUCGCUUCAAACCCCCAAUGCUGCGUUCCUCUCUACCACUUCUCUCGCUGUAGAGGCCAACUGGGUCUCCCUCAAAAUACUAAGAUUUCAACAUUUACCAGAAAAUAUCCUUCUAUUUUCGAGGAAGUUCAUCUUCCUAACAAUGGAGGCACUCGUGUCCCGUGGUUCCGUUUAACUCCCCAAGCCUUGUCUCUUCACCAAGAAGAAGUCAGGGUUGUGGAAGCGUGUCAAAUGGGUCUUGUUGAUAGGCUUCGGAAGCUGCUCAUGCUGACAAAGGAUAGGACUCUUCCUUUACAAACAAUUGAUCAGCUAAAAUGGGACUUGGGCUUGCCUUUUGAUUAUAUGAAUUCAUUGAUUUUACAAUACCCAGAAUUAUUCUCUGUUGUUAGCCUUCCUGACAAUCGUUUUGGCUUGAAACUUCUGGUCUGGGACGAUGGAUUUGCUGUUUCACAGUUGGAGAAGAAUGCCCUUGUGCAGGGAAGGGAAGGAGAUGGGAGAAAUGGGACCUUGGCCUUCUCAAUUGGAUUCACAAGGGGUUUUGGACUGAAGAGAAAAUGCAUGGAGUGGUUGGAAGAAUGGCAGAAGCUCCCUUAUACUUCUCCAUACACUGAUUCAUCCCAUUUAGAUCCGCGUACCGAUGUGUCUGAGAAGAGGAUAGUUGGUGUCUUUCAUGAGCUUUUGCAUCUCACCAUACAGAAGAAAACUGAGCGCAAAAAUGUGAGCAAUCUCCGUAAGCCACUGGACUUGCCGCAGAAGUUUACCAAGGUGUUUGAGCGGCAUCCUGGCAUUUUCUACAUUUCUAAGAAGUGUGACACCCAAACUGUUGUUCUAAGGGAAGCUUAUGACCGCCACAGACUCAUAGAGAAACACCCCCUAACUGAUAUCAGGGAAAGAUAUGCAAGUUUGAUGGAAAAAGGGUUUGUGGAUAGGAGCAGGGGGUUAUACAAGAAAAACAAGUGUGAGGGUCUAGAGGAGGAUCCUUUAGAGAGGAUUUCUGGUGGUGAACUCAGUGGAUUUCAAUAUGAAGGGGAGUCAGAUGAUUAUCGGUAUUCAGAAUAUGAAUCAGACAAGACUAUGGAUAAUUCUUGCUGA